GAUUUUCAAUCGGAUGAAAGUGUUGUCGAAGUCGUCAUUCGAGUGUUGGCACUUUGUAAAUAAUUCGAUUACCUACCCUUUUUCUUAAAGGUUUUCUCACUCGACCGUGUGCCGGAAUUGAAAACAUUUUAAAGUACGAACUGAACUUGACCGACAAGCAGACAGACUGUGUAUGGGGAGGCACAAACCAACACGGCACAAAAAAACGAAACCGAGAGAGCACCGAAGAGAAUGAAAGUGAGAGCGUGAGACUUUAAAAUUCAAUGUUAACGAACAGUACGCUAAACUAAGAUAACGCGGCGCGCCAACGGACGACGAUACGCAUCGGCACCUGUUGGUUGGUUGCGUAUCAGCAUCCACGUGCCCUCUCCGUUUCCAUAGUUACUGCCUCUUGUAUCAUUCAUUGGCGACCGUGCCGAUUGCUUUGAGUAAUUGCUUGGAGUCACAACUGAAAACAAUCCCUCGACUGACACUCGAUCGGUGUCGAAACGAAUUUUGCCAGCGAGGGGUGGAAAACGUGAAACUGAUAGGAAGCGCUAGUAGCGCCCGGGCAAUCGCAUCGGAAUGACGUACUCGAUCAGUUGUUAGUAUUCAGUCGUCGCGAGUGUUUACAAUUUUAGUAGUAGCCGGAUGCGUCUUUCGGAGAACUCACGUCCGCCAGCAAACGAACAACCGAUCGUCAUCGAUCAUGAGCAAUCCCGGUCGAAAGUUGUGGAGGUUACCGAGAUGAGUUCCACCACAAAUCCCCAAUCGACGACGAUCAGUAGUGUUGUUGGGGAUGGAGGUCGAAUUCGGCGGAUCGAAACCUACAAAUCGGUCGAAACGCGGCACAGUAAAUCCAUCAGCAUCACCCAGCGAACCCAGAGGGUGAUCCAGAAGAGUCAUGCCGGGGUGCAGACGGAAAAUCCGAAAACUAGUGGUGAUACGAUCCUCUGCUGGGAACGGUUGCUGAGCUGGAGUGAGCGGCGACAAAUUACGACACGCUUCCAGGCCGACAUCCAAACGCUGAAGGAUGGACUGGAGGAGCUCGGCAGCAAGGCGUUCGAUUUCACCUCCGAGGAACACAUCCAGCUGGCCAUCGAUCAGUUGAAGCUGGAGCGCAAGGUGCUGCAGGAUCAGCGGCCCAAGAUGCUAACCCUGAACGCGGCGGUUCACAAGUGGAUCUCGGUCCAGGAACUGGAACGCAAGGAACUGCUCGAAGACACCGAAGGCAGUGUUGCCGGUGGGUACUCAUCGAUCGACCAACGCCUCGAACAACUGGACCGGGACAAAAACUUUGCCAAAUGCAUCGACCAAAAGUGCGGCACCUGCUACGAGUGCCUGACGGAGAUGCGCGAGGACAACCACAUCCACCGGGAGCUGAAGGACGGCAUCAGCGCCCUCUAUAGUACCUGGGAUGAGACGGAAGUGAGAAUACGGACGAAAAUCGAGAACCUGUCUAGCUCUCUGCUCACCUGGAAGCAGCUGGAGGAUGGGUUGAGUGACUUUCGGAACAUUCUCAACCGAGAUCGCGGGAAGCUGCAGGGAAUCGAAGGAGCCCUCCAAAGUGGAGCCGGACGAACCGACGAGAUCGUCAACAGCGUCAAGGAAGUGGUCAAAGCUCUGUCCGAGAAGGCUGAGCCGCUUUUUCAGGAGCAUAACGUAUCCAUUCCGAUCAACCUUAAGCUGUCGUCUAGUGGUUCUCUGUCUGAUAGUGGCAUUUCCGAUGGUGGUGGCAUGUCUGAUGGCAGCCUAUCGGAGAGGGAGAAGCGGCUGAGUGCGUUGAAGCGACUGGUCAAACAGCUUGAAGUGGCUCUUGUUCCGGGAAGUGAGGCCAUGCAGACGAUCACCAAGCGGCUAGAGAUGGCCGAGCAUGAUCUGCGAUCGCUGCAAAACACCUGCCGGAAGAUCAUCAUGAGUGAAAAGGGCCAGAACGGAGGACUGGAUGUGACGGGACUGGACAUUGAGGGGACGAACGAGGGGGAAAGCAGCAGUAACAACAAUGACACCAAUGUCAGGAAUAAGAACAGAAAAGGGAAAAAGAACCGCACCUACAGCCCAUCGAAGCUGGCCGGAUCGGCCGUUGAAGAGACAGACUCCGAGGAAACGCGCCUGGAUCAGGAAGUGCAAACCGAUGCCGUCAGCGAUGAGGAUGAGCAGGGCCCACUGGUGGUGCAUGAUGGAGACCACGUGGUCCAGCCCGGAGUUCAACCACAUCAGCUGGGUCUGAUCCAGACGACGAAGCUGAAACUGGCGCAAAAUCGUUGGGUCUGGCGGAUUACCAAGAUCGCCCUGCCGGUCCAGCUGGCCCUGGUUCUGGUUAUGUGUGCGGCCUGUUUCUUCGAGCCGCACUGCUGCGAUGCCCUCAAUACGUACUCGAUGAGCUUCACGCCCCAGCUCCGGUAUAUCAAGGGACCGCCACCGGUUUAAUCGAGCAGAGGAUUUUCGUAGUUGUUGAUGAUUUUUCUACUUUUCUUUCGGAUUUUCCACCCAGGGAAAUUCGAGGGGAAAUUGUACGCAAUAUUUUUGCUGUUUACUACAAAUUUGUAUGAUCGUUUUUCUACACAGUGGAUAAUUUUAUAUCCUGGCGAUAUAGCAAAAGUUCGUGAACGAGUGAGAGAGAGAAUGUGAGAAAAACCUGUGCAUUACUAGAGAUAUAGCCUUUAAGGACUUUCACCGUUUUUAACCCAGCAGAAAGAGAAACUAUUUAUACAGAGUAGAAGUUUAUAUCUAUUAUUAUUAUUAUUUCCCGGUUUUAUUUUCGUUUAGCCCCCUAGGCGGUUGAAUAUUUCAAAAAUAUUAAACCAUUUCAAGUUACGCUAUAUCUACAUAGAAACGGAACCAGACAGUUACUAACCGUUAUUUCUUAUUUUAUUUUCUAAUCAAUAGCAAGUCAAGCAUGAAGCAAACAAAUUAAAAAAAAAAUACCGUCUGCGUGCUUUAGAGAAAAGAUAAACAGAAAAAACCUAUUGCAAGUUCUUAUGCAUCAUCAUCAUUCAUCAAUAUUACCAUUUUAGUCGUUAAGAUGAAUAUCUACUUAAACUGAUACCGAGAGCGAGAGCUAUUGAAGUCAAAGAAGAAAAGCAAAACCGCACAAAUCUGCUACAACGGCGGAAAACAAUCCGUAAGUGCCUUCUUCUAUAGCCUUGUUUAAAUACAUUUUUAUCCUUUCGAUUUCCAGCCAACAGUACACAUGAUUAACUUAAACAUAAUUAUAUUAAAUGCAACUCGUUAAAAAACAUUUUAAGAAAACAAAAAUGCAGCAGUAUAUGUUCCUCGUCGUACUAACGAUAGAUUAAAUUUAACACGUUCAUUUCAGUUGUCCCGUGUCGUCGUUCGGUUUCGUAAUCGCUUUCGUUGUAAUCUAACUUUUUUUUGUUUCGGAUAAUUAACCUUAUUUGCUUUGUAGGUAGUUAGUUUGGCUCAAAUGUAACCGACAAACUGCCCUUAAAUUAUAAUGAAGAGAGAAAAAAAAUAAAAAAAAAAGUGUAAAAAGAAAUUACCCCAUUAUCCCCUAAUAUGCGAAUAGCAUCCUUAUUAUGCACAUUUUCGGCAUUUGUGUAUAUUUUCGAACUAAUUUAUCAGCAACUUAUCAGCUACACUCCCACUCGGUUUUAAGUGUAGUGUGUAGAUAAAUUAAUUUCUUCUUACUAUUGUAGAAAUCUAUCGUUUUUUCUCCCCAAGGGGAAACUGAAAAACUCUUAGAGAUUUUCGCAGACCCCACGAAAUCGUGCUAUUUUGUGUUUAAAACAAAAACCUUUACAUUUAUUUCUCUAUCUAUACAUACAUAUAUCCAAUCUAUUCUAAGUUUGUUCUUAAAUGGAAAAACAAAAUCGAAAUUAAAACAAAACAAAAACUAACGAGCAAUAAUAUUGAAGAUAAAAAAACUAAAGUGGGAGAUGAGAGUAUUGGAAUUGGCGAAUAAAUGUUUAUUUUUUA
Uranotaenia lowii is the source of this 3918-nucleotide messenger RNA. Its product is annotated as klarsicht protein-like. The transcript is spliced from 7 exons. Lineage: Eukaryota; Metazoa; Arthropoda; Insecta; Diptera; Culicidae. The record is from RefSeq and is a predicted model, not a curated record. The coding region runs from base 631 to 2409 and encodes 592 amino acids. Gene Ontology annotation, cellular component: membrane.